ACCUCACAAAACAAACAAUUAUAUUUUGAAACCGGGAUAACCGUAUCCCCAUUCACGAAUUAAAAUGUUAUCGUUAAGGCUACCUAUUCAUCUGCACAACACUCUUGUUCCUCGUCCAAAGCCUAAUCCUAAUUCUUCUUUUUGUUCCCAUUAUUAUUAUUAUUAUCCUUAUUCCCCUUCCCAAACACACCGUCUCAUCAUCCCCAAACGCGGCACUGCCACUGCUCCUCUGAACGUGGCAAUUCGAGAGUCGCCGGAGCCGCUUCCGGCAGAGUUAGUGCCGGAGCUGAUGCCAAAGCACGUGGCGGUGAUUAUGGACGGGAAUGGAAGGUGGGCGAAGCUGAGAGGGUUGUUACCGUCGGCGGGUCACCAAGAGGGGGUGCAAUCGUUGAGGAGGUUGGUGAGACUGUGUUGCAAUUGGGGGAUUAAGGUUCUGACGGUUUUCGCGUUCUCCACAGAUAACUGGGUUCGGCCCAAGGUGGAGGUUGACUUCUUGAUGCGGCUGUUUGAAAGAGCCAUAAAUUCAGAGAUUGAAGCUUUUAUCAGGGAAGGGAUUCGAAUAUCUGUGAUUGGCGAUUCAUCAAAGCUCCCCAAGUCUCUACUAAGAAUGAUAGCUAGUGUAGAAGAGAAAACAAAGCAUAAUACAGGACUCCAACUUAUAGUGGCAGUGAGCUACAGUGGGAAAUAUGAUGUUGUUCAAGCAUGUAAAAGUGUAGCCAAGAAAGUAAAAGAUGGGGUUAUUCAUUUGGAAGACAUCAAUGAAAGCAUUAUUGAACAGGAACUGGAAACUAAUUGCACUGAGUUUCCAUACCCUGAUCUACUAAUACGAACUAGUGGUGAACUUAGAGUGAGUAACUUCUUGUUAUGGCAAUUGGCAUACACAGAACUUUACUUUAAUCGAGAGCUUUGGCCAGAUUUUGGGAAGGAUGAGUUUGUAGACGCCUUGAGUUCAUUUCAACAGAGAAAAAGACGCUAUGGUGGAAGGCGUUCAUAAACAUAUACAUUCAAAUCAUAAGUAACAUAAAUAUUAGUAACUGGCUUGGUGCCGAUCAAUGGUUUAUAGGCAUAAGAAAGAAGCAUGCGAAAAUAGUUUUUUUUUCUUUUUUUAAAUCUUGGUCAGCAAAUUUGUUAACGGGCAUAUGUAGAAAAGAUAUAUGAUAUUGAAGGGUUAUUUUAUUCUUAUAUAUUUUUUAUAAUUUAUUUUUUCACUGUUGUUUUAUUGCACUUUUUUUUCAUUUCUCAUUUCUCAUUUAAUUAUACAUUUUUUUUUGGAAAAUAUGGUCAUUAGCGUCAAGGCACCAAGAGGAAAGUAGUUUCAGUGUUUUACGUCAUAUCUAAUGACUAAUGUCUGUUCGUCAACGGCCAAUUUUUAAAUGUAAUCUAUUAUAAAAUUUUC
Messenger RNA from Abrus precatorius (Indian licorice), 1396 nucleotides. Its product is annotated as dehydrodolichyl diphosphate synthase 2. The transcript has 3 exons. Gene Ontology annotation, cellular component: chloroplast stroma. The record is from RefSeq and is a predicted model, not a curated record. Gene Ontology annotation, biological process: plastid membrane organization; response to cold; polyprenol biosynthetic process. Bases 65 to 994 code for a protein of 309 amino acids. NCBI's taxonomy places the organism in Eukaryota, Viridiplantae, Streptophyta, Magnoliopsida, Fabales, Fabaceae.